Aureobasidium pullulans EXF-150 is the source of this 6081-nucleotide messenger RNA. Its product is annotated as carbamoyl-phosphate synth. Gene Ontology annotation, molecular function: dihydroorotase activity; aspartate carbamoyltransferase activity; ATP binding. NCBI's taxonomy places the organism in Eukaryota, Fungi, Ascomycota, Dothideomycetes, Dothideales, Saccotheciaceae. The transcript is spliced from 4 exons. Gene Ontology annotation, biological process: L-citrulline biosynthetic process; 'de novo' pyrimidine nucleobase biosynthetic process; UTP biosynthetic process. The record is from RefSeq and is a predicted model, not a curated record. The coding region runs from base 391 to 5889 and encodes 1832 amino acids. Gene Ontology annotation, cellular component: cytosol; cytoplasm.
ACGAAAUUGUGAUGCUUUGCGUGCCAACGGCCUGACUCGGCGCCCACUCAGGUGAAAAAGUUUUGCAUGCUUUAUGGAGGUGAAUGUGCUUGAGCUGGCUGUGAAAGCUUGUAGAUUCACUCACAUCGUACUCCACAUGCCAUUUAAUCGGCAAUUCAAAGCUCUUCCAAGUCUCGACAGUUCUUCUCUUCCACUCCAGAACAACAUCUUCUCCAUCUUCCAUCGAUUUACAGGAGAAACAUUGACCAAAAUUGUGACGCAGCCCGCACAGACAUCGAAGUUCCUCAUCGCGGGGAUCGCCAAGCCUGGAGAUUUUUCAAUUGCAUACAGCUCUCAAUUCUUUUCCCUUUUUUCUUGUGUCAUCAGUUCAAACUGGCCUCGUCUUGCACAAUGGCUGGCCACACUGGAGAUAAACUCAUCGCCCUUGAGGCAAGAGAAGGCACGGAAAGUGUCCGUCUUGCCGUAGGCACAUCCUUCGGUGCUGAGAAGAGCGUAGCUGGCGAGCUGGUCUUCUCGACUGGCAUGGUCGGCUACGAGGAAUCUAUCACUGAUCCUUCAUACAAAGGCCAAAUCCUGGUCCUCACAUACCCCCUGGUCGGCAACUAUGGUGUGCCCGACAGAAACGAAAUGGACCCUCUCCUCAAGGACCUCCCUGCUCACUUCGAGGCCUCUCAGAUCCACGUCUCUGGUCUGAUCGUUGCCUCUUACUGCGGCGAAGACUACUCACAUUACUUGGCCACCUCUUCAUUGGGCAAAUGGCUGAAGGAGCAAGGCGUGCCCGCCCUCUGCGGCGUCGACACCCGCGCCCUCACCAAGAUCAUCCGCGAGAAGGGAAGCAUGCUCGGCCGUAUGCGCCUGCAGAAGUCUGGCUCUCAAUCCAAUGCCCCCAUCACCAAUGGCAUCACUCUCAGCAACGGCGAGUCCCAAGAGGAGGCUGAUUUCGAGGAGGUUGAAUGGUCCAACCCCAACAACAAGAACUUGGUCGCAGAUGUCUCGAUCAAGGAACCCAAGAUCUACUCGCCAGACCCGUCAAACGCCCUGAAGCACCCCUCGGGCAGACCCAUUCGCAUUGUCUGCGUCGACGUUGGUCUCAAGUACAACCAACUUAGAUGUCUCGUCAAGCGCGGCGUCGAGGUCCAGGUCGUCCCCUGGGACUACGACUUCCCUUCAUUGGCCGGCAAGGAGUAUGAUGGUCUUUUCAUCUCCAACGGUCCCGGUGAUCCGGCAUUGAUGGAGAAGACUGUCAAGAACAUUCAAGCCAACAUUCGCGAGGCUAGAGUGCCCAUUUUCGGUAUUUGUUUGGGACACCAGCUUCUUGCCCGCGCUUCGGGUGCUGAGACGGUCAAGAUGAAGUAUGGUAACAGAGGACACAAUAUUCCCGCUACCAACUUGAUCUCCGGCAAGUGUUAUAUCACAUCGCAAAACCACGGUUACGCCGUCGACUCCCGCACUUUGACCCAGGACUGGUCCGAACUGUUUGUGAACGCAAACGACGGCUCCAACGAGGGGAUCCGCCACAUCAGCAGACCCUACUUCAGUGUCCAAUUCCACCCCGAGAGCGCCCCCGGUCCUCAGGACACAGAGUUCCUCUUCGACGUUUUCCUGGACGCCGUCCAGAAGGUCAUUCAGGACUCCAGCAUGAUGCAUCAGCCUAUUAAGUUCCCCGGCGGUGAUCUUGCCGAGAACCAGAAGGCCAACCCUAGAGUCACUGUCAAGAAGGUUCUCGUUCUUGGUAGUGGUGGUCUCUCGAUCGGUCAGGCCGGUGAGUUCGACUACUCCGGUUCGCAGGCCAUCAAGGCUCUUAAGGAGGAGGGUAUCUACACAAUCUUGAUUAACCCCAACAUCGCUACUAUCCAGACCUCCAAGGGUCUGGCCGACAAAGUCUACUUCCUUCCUGUCAACGCCGACUUUGUUCGCAAGGUCAUCAAGCAGGAGAAGCCCGACGGUAUUUACUGUACCUUCGGUGGUCAGACCGCUCUGUCAGUUGGUAUUCAGCUCAAGGAUGAAUUCGAAGGCCUCGGCGUUAAGGUUCUGGGUACUCAGAUUGAUACUGUCAUCACCACCGAGGACCGUGAGCUCUUUGCCCGCGCCAUGGAGUCAAUUGGCGAGAAGUGCGCCAUGUCCGCCUCUGCCAACAACAUGGAGGAGGCCAUGGCUGCCGGCAAACAAAUUGGUUUCCCUCUGAUCAUCCGUGCUGCCUAUGCUCUUGGUGGUCUCGGCAGUGGUUUUGCUGACAACGAGGAUCAGCUUCGCGAACUCUGUAACAAAGCCUUCGCUGCCAGUCCCCAAGUCCUCAUCGAGCGCAGUAUGAAGGGCUGGAAGGAAAUCGAGUACGAAGUUGUCCGCGAUUGCCAAGACAACUGCAUCACUGUUUGCAACAUGGAGAAUUUCGACCCUCUGGGUAUUCACACUGGUGAUUCCAUUGUCGUCGCUCCUUCGCAGACUCUGUCUGACAAGGACUUCAUGAUGCUUAGACGCACUGCUGUCAACGUCAUUCGUCAUCUUGGUGUCGUUGGUGAGUGCAACAUCCAAUACGCUCUCAACCCCGACUCAAGAGAGUAUUGCAUUAUCGAGGUCAACGCUCGUCUGUCGCGUUCUUCUGCUCUUGCCUCCAAGGCCACUGGUUAUCCUCUGGCUUUCGUUGCUGCCAAGCUUGGUCUUGGUAUCCCCUUGAACGAGAUCAAGAACACCGUUACCAAGGUCACGUGCGCUUGUUUCGAGCCCUCCCUCGACUACGUCGUUGUCAAGAUCCCUCGUUGGGAUUUGAAGAAGUUCACUCGUGUCUCCACCCUGCUCGGCUCUGCUAUGAAGAGUGUUGGUGAAGUCAUGAGCAUCGGUAGAACUUUCGAAGAGGCCAUCCAGAAGGCCAUUCGUGCUGUCGAUGUCAGCAACCUCGGUUUCCAGGAGACCAGCGCUCUUAUGUCCAUCGACCAGGAGCUCCAGACUCCUUCUGACCAGAGAAUGUUUGCCAUUGCCAAUGCCAUGCACUCUGGCUACACCGUUGACAAGAUCUGGGAGCUGACCAAAAUCGACAAGUGGUUCCUGAGCAAGCUCAAGGGCCUCAGCGAGUUCGGCAAGCUGAUGAGCACCAAGAAGGUCAACGACGUUCCCUCGUCGCUCUUCAGACAAGCCAAGGAGCUCGGUUUCUCAGACAAGCAACUGAGUAUCUUCUGGUCCACCAACGAGCAGACUGUCCGCAAGCACAGACUCGAAUACGACAUCAUGCCUGUUGUCAAGCAGAUUGAUACCGUUGCUGGCGAGUUCCCCGCAUACACCAACUACCUCUACACCACCUACAAUGGUGUCGAGAGUGACAUCGACUUUAACGACAACGGUAUCAUGGUCCUCGGCUCCGGUGUAUACCGUAUUGGUUCAUCCGUUGAAUUCGAUUGGUGCUCUGUCCGCACCGUUCGCACCUUGAGGGAAAACGGGUAUAAAACAGUGAUGAUCAACUACAACCCGGAAACCGUGUCCACCGAUUACGACGAAGCCGACCGUCUCUACUUCGAGAACAUCACCCUCGAAACCGUCCUCGAUAUUUACCAGCUCGAGCAAUCCAGCGGUGUCAUCCUCUCCAUGGGUGGUCAAACCCCUAACAACAUCUCUCUGCCCCUCCACCGUCUUAAUGUCAAGAUCCUGGGUACCUCCCCUGAGAUGAUUGACUCUGCCGAAAACAGAUACAAGUUCUCGCGUAUGCUUGACAGAAUUGGUGUCGAUCAACCUCAGUGGAAGGAGUUGACCAGCAUUGACGAGGCCAGAAAGUUCUGUGACGCUGUCACCUACCCCGUUCUUGUCCGUCCUUCAUACGUUCUUUCCGGAGCUGCCAUGAACACUGUUUACUCGGAGCACGACCUUGCAAACUACCUCAACCAGGCUGCUGAGGUUUCCAAGGACCAUCCCGUUGUCAUUACCAAGUACAUUGAGGGUGCCAAGGAGAUUGAGAUGGAUGCCGUUGCCCGCAAUGGUACCAUGAUUGGCCACUUCAUCUCCGAGCACGUCGAGAACGCUGGUGUUCACUCUGGUGACGCCACUUUGAUCCAACCCCCUCAGGACUUGGACGCCGAGACUGUCAGACGUAUUGAGGAGGCCACCAAGAAGAUUGGUGAGGCUCUCAACAUCACCGGCCCUUACAACAUUCAAUUCAUCGCCAAGGACAACGACAUCAAGGUCAUUGAGUGCAACGUCAGAGCUUCAAGAUCUUUCCCCUUCGUUUCCAAGGUUACUGGUGUUGACUUGAUCGAGUUGGCCACCAAGGCCAUGGCUGGUCUUCCCCUCCAGGAGUACCCUCCCACCACCAUGCCCAAGGACUACAUUGGUGUCAAGGUUCCUCAAUUCUCAUUCUCCCGUCUUUCUGGUGCUGACCCCGUCACUGGUGUCGAGAUGGCUUCCACUGGUGAGGUCGCUUGUUUCGGUCGUACCAAGUACGAGGCUUAUAUGAAGGCUCUCGUCGCCACUGGUUUCCGUCUGCCCAAGAAGAACAUCCUCCUGUCCAUCGGUGCCUACAAGGACAAGCAGGAAUUGCUGCCUUCAAUUGAGAAGCUCCACAAGCUCGGCUACAGCUUGUUCGCCACUGCUGGUACCGCUGACUUCCUCGAGGAGCACGGCGUUCCUUGCAAGUUCUUGGAGGCUUUGCAGGAUGAUGAGCAGAGAACCGAGUACUCUCUGACCCACGCCUUGGCCAACAACCUUAUCGACUUGUACAUCAACUUGCCUUCAAGCAACCGCUUCCGUCGCCCUGCCAACUACAUGUCAAAGGGUUACCGCACUCGCAGAAUGGCAGUUGACUACCAGACUCCUCUGGUUACCAACGUCAAGAACGCCAAGAUCUUGAUCGAGGCCAUCGCUCGCGAUUAUGACAUGGCCGUCACCAGUCAGGACUACCAGACCUUCGCUGACCACCCCUCGACCUCUCUUGAGGCGCCUGCUGCCAAGAAGACCCCUACCCUUCAGGAACUCCUUCACAACUCUCCUCUCAAGGGCAGAGACAUCACCUCAGUCAACCAGUUCACAAGAAAGGAAUUGCACCUUCUCAUGACUGUUGCUUCGGAGAUGCGUCUUGGUGUUGAGCGCGAUGGUGUUCUUGACAUUCUCAAGAACAAGCUUCUCUGCUUGAUGUUCUACGAGCCUUCCACUCGCACUUCAUCCUCCUUCGAUGCUGCCAUGAAGCGUCUUGGUGGUCAGUGCAUCAUGAUUAACGAAUCUCACUCCAGCACCAAGAAGGGUGAGACCUUGUCAGACACCAUCCGUACCCUUGACCAAUACGGUGACGCCAUCGUCCUCCGCCAUCCCAGCGAUGACAGUGCCGACGUUGCCGCCGAAGCUGCUGACCACCCCAUCAUCAACGCUGGCAACGGCUCGCGCGAGCACCCUACCCAGGCCUUCCUUGAUCUCUUCACCAUCCGUGAGGAGCUUGGUACCGCCAACGGUCUUACCAUCACCUUCGUUGGUGACCUCAAGUACGGUCGUACCGUGCACUCUCUGUGCGAGCUACUCAAGCACUACGACUGCACCAUCAAUCUUGUCGCCCCCAAGCAGAUCGAUCUGCCCGAGAAGGUCCGCAGCGCCCUCCAAGGCCGCGGUCAACUCGGCGUCGAGUCCCACGAGCUUACUCCCGAGAUCGUCGCCGCAUCCGACGUCAUCUACUGCACUCGUGUGCAGAAGGAGCGCUUCGAUGACCUGAGCUUGUACGAGCAGGUCAAGGACGGUCUUGUUGUUAGCCCCGCUACCCUCAAGCACGCCAAGCAGAACAUGAUUGUCAUGCACCCUCUGCCUCGCAACUUGGAACUCAGCCCCGAGGUUGACAACGACCCCAGGGCUGCUUACUUCAGACAGAUGAAGUAUGGCAUGUUCGUCCGCAUGGCCCUCUUGGCCUUGGUCAUGGCAUCAUAAAAAGGAACUCGGAUCAAAACGUAAAAAUUGGGUCAUGGCGUUUUCUUUUAUUGCCUUGUAGAUUAUACCGAAGCGACGAUUGGAGGAUUUCUCUUUUUUUGUAUACAAUCAACUAUACCUCUUCAUACUUGAGGUUCGACUCUGGGGAUUGUGAUACCGCUUGCGUUCAUCUUAAUUGUUCGCCAACGUCCG